Messenger RNA from Anopheles nili, 1635 nucleotides. RefSeq names its product unconventional prefoldin RPB5 interactor-like protein (gene uri). Gene Ontology annotation, biological process: negative regulation of transcription by RNA polymerase II; negative regulation of phosphatase activity. Lineage: Eukaryota; Metazoa; Arthropoda; Insecta; Diptera; Culicidae. Gene Ontology annotation, molecular function: chromatin binding; transcription corepressor activity; phosphatase inhibitor activity. The transcript is spliced from 2 exons. The record is from RefSeq and is a predicted model, not a curated record. The coding region runs from base 1 to 1635 and encodes 544 amino acids.
AUGGAACCGGUAAACGAGCAGGCACGACUUUACAGUCAAACGUACACCGAAGCGCUAAACUCGAACCAAGCGGAAACGGUGCGUUGGAGUGCUUACCGGCAGGACCAUGUGGAUCUCAAAGCGAACCUGCGAAUGUAUCAGCAAAGUUCCAAGGUAGAUAUACUGAUUCCGGUAGGCACGAAAGCGCUCCUUCCCGGCCAGCUUUACCACACCAGUGAGGUUAUGGUCAGCCAUGGUGGAGGAUAUUUCUCGGAUUGUACGGCGGAACAAGCGCAAUCGAUUGCCGAUCGUCGGAUAAAGCUGGCGGACGAGAUGCUACAAAAGUACGAUCGCGAAAGAUCGCUGUACAGUGACAAACUGGAGCUUCCGCUAAUGAGUGAAGCAUUCGCGUCAGAGGACGGUGGACGAGAGAUAAUUGAGCCGUACGAUGAGGCGGCUGAAAAUCGAUGGCGUGUCGAGCAUCGGCAGCGUGUGCGCGAAAGCAAGCAACGGGAAGCGAAGGAACGAGCGGCAGGCGACUGUUCAGCGGACAAAGGCAGUGACGGGGAGCUGUUCGCAAAGCUGGAAGAAGCGGAGCUGCUGGAAGAGUUGGAACAGGAAAUGGAACAGUUAGAGUUGGACGCGGGCGAACAGGUAGAUGAUCAGACGUUGGGGCGUUUAAUGCGUGGUGAAUUACGCUUGAACGGGCGUCCGCGGGUCGCUCAUAAUGUAGAGAAGUCUGCCGUCGUUGAGAAGGUUCCGAUCAUCGGCAAUCCUACGGGGGCUGAAACAAAACCACCGAAGCCACCAGUGACGGUCGAAGAGGAAGAGAUCGAAACGACGGAUGAAGAUGAAGACUCCGAGGAAGACGGUGACGACGAUGUGUCAGCAGCGUUUACAGAAAUCCUAAGCGAAACAAAGGACUACAGCGUGGAGGACACGAUUAAAACGUUCCAAGCGAAGCUGAAAGGCGUACGCCAGCGCUUAUACCAGAACUCGUUAACGCUCAACGAAAAGCUCGAUCUGUACCAGUUGUACGGAGAGCUGGAAGAAGCGCUGGACAUCCUCCAACCGCCGGGCGUGCUGGGUCAAAUCGGUACGGUCGCAAAAGAACAAACGCAACCACGUCGCGACGUAGAAAAGAAAGUGCAGUUCGCCGAAACCGAGCAGAUCAAAGUGAUCGACUCUAAUCCGCCUGAUCUGUGGCGUGACCGGGAAGAAUCGCUAAAGGCGACGAAAAAUACACUCUUCCUUCCGAUCGUACAUUCGCCAGGACAUGGAAUUGCACCGCCGAUGCCGUCGUCGGACGAGAUUGUAUCACCGGCGGAUAUAUACCGGUUGUUUUUGGCCGAACAAGAAGAACCGCCUAAAAAGCCCACUUCGCCGGUGGGGCUUAAAUCGAUUUUGAAGAACAAAUUAGUGAACCGUACGACGGGACCACGUGUUGCUGAGCAACCACGCGGCCUAGGAUCGAAGCCUGCGUGGAUGGACUCGUGGCCCGAUAUGUUGGGAGAAAUCGUCGAACAUACGACACCGUCCGUGGUUAGUGAUAUUCCUAAAAGUGUUACAAGUUCCCACGAUCAACCACCGCAGCAGGAGCAACAACAGCAGCAGCCGAAGAAGAAAGUGAGCCGUUUCAAGCAGCAGCGACAGUGA